AUGGAUGAACAUAAUAACAACAUCAUGGCUCGAGACCAUUUGCACAACUACAUGUCUCCAGAGUACAGGACUUCUGCUUAUCAGAACUCUCAGAACAACAUACUUGCGAGAUUAAGUCGUGUACGGCACGAGCGAACAUUUCGAUCGGACAUUGACCAUGUCCUUGCUCGCUCUCCAUAUUCUGGCGUCGCGGACGACUUGUCAGCGAUGAACAUGAGGGAUUCCAACAGCUUUCCGGGCCAUAGGUAUGGGAAUGGAUACGGGUACGGCAGUGGCUUCAGCGCUCCUGCCAUGCCACCACCGGAUUCCUCUGAGGACGAUCUUGCUGCACAGGAUUUAGAUGCAAACCCGUUCGGAGAAGAUGAAAACUACGAGCUUGAAAGUGAUGACUCUGCUGAGAGCAUCGAGUUUCAAGACAGUUCGUUUAGAUCAUUCGAGCACCCACGGGACAGAGAUGGCGCAGGGAGCCUGGAUUUUCCUAUCAUUACGAGUGGGAGAUCCAUAGACAGUCAUGUCCUCAGAAACUCUCCAGAGCUCCAGGAGGAGUUCACUCGUGGGAGGAGGGACGUGCACAUGGUUCUUCCUUCGAGAGCGUAUGAAGCUGUUUCGCUCCCUGGACCAAACGUGAGUGCUCAUAACCUCGACGGUCUCGGUUCUUUUUCUGGGAAUCAAGAUGCAGUCACGAUUACUCUUCAAACGGUCGCGGGUGGACAAAUGGUCCAAGUCUCGACUACUCUGCGAGGAGAAGAGCUCGCAAAGCGUGUUGCCAGGCGAACUUGUGAACUCCUGCGAGCUUGUGGGAUAGCAGUCAACUCAGACCGGAUCGAAUCCAACGAUACUCUCGCGCUCGCAGAAUCGAAUACACCGGAGUUGAUUCUUUCGGAUUUCGAGGAGCGAACAGCCAUGAGACUUGCUGAACGAGUUCGCUCAUCACUUCAUUCGAGAUACGCAAGUCGCGUACCAGCAGAAGAAAAUGAAGAGGAUGAAGAUGACGGUGACGACCGCUGGAGAGAUGCGGCGAUCGUGCACGACGACAGGAUGUGGCGAGCAGAUCGAGGAUUCGAGACUGACCAUCACGACGUGCGGAGGUCUUUGAGCCCGAACAAGGAUGUUGGUUCCAUGUUUCGUAAGAAGUCAGAGCCCUUGUUAACGUGGCAGGAUAGACGAGAUCAUCCGGCCAUCAAAUUUGGUUUGCCUCAUCGGUCGUUUUGA
Messenger RNA from Guillardia theta CCMP2712, 1212 nucleotides. RefSeq lists its product as hypothetical. The coding region runs from base 1 to 1212 and encodes 403 amino acids. The transcript has 5 exons. NCBI's taxonomy places the organism in Eukaryota, Cryptophyceae, Pyrenomonadales, Geminigeraceae. The record is from RefSeq and is a predicted model, not a curated record.